Messenger RNA from Stylonychia lemnae, 1002 nucleotides. NCBI's taxonomy places the organism in Eukaryota, Ciliophora, Spirotrichea, Sporadotrichida, Oxytrichidae. The record is from the annotation of a GenBank genome assembly.
AUGGAAGACUACAAUUUCAUGGGCUCAGACAGUAAGUCUAAGACCAUUUGUGCUAUCAUCAGUUUGGUAUCUCUCGUUACUACCAUCCUGAUAGGAAUUAGUUUCGGUUCAGUUGAGCCUACAGAGUAUGGAAUUCUUUACAACACCAUCACCAAGAAAAUAGAUGAGAAAAACAUUCUAACAGGAGGCUUGUAAUAUCUUGGCGUCCCAAACAAAAUCAUUACCUUCCCUAGAGUUAACAAGCAGAUAGAAUUCUCAGACCAAAAGGCUGCAGAUGCCCCUGCACUCUCUACCAGAACUAAGGAGGGUCUAGAACUCAAAUUACACUUCUCAUUCUAGUAUCUACUCCAAAAAGAUUAGCUUGUCAACCUUUACAGAUUAGUUGGAACUGACUACAAUCAACUCUAUACUAGAAUUGCUUCAGAUGUCAUCCUCGCUAAUGCUGGUAACUAUCAUGCUACAGAGUACUGGCAAAAAAGAUCUGAAGUCGGAAACCAACUUGAGAAAGCUCUCAAUGUCAAGCUCCAAGAGGCAUUUGCUAACUGUACUGGACUCAUGCUGUUAAAGAUUGAUUUACCAGAUUCUUAUGAAGACGCUAUUGUUGAUACUCAACUUGUUAACUAACAGAGAUUAACUCAAGAGAAGGUCAAGAGCAUUAAUCUAAUCCUCGCUGGCAUAGAAGUGGAUAAUUCUGUGGCCAACCAGAACAUUUCAAUCAUCAAUGCUGAGGCUCAAUACAAUGCUACCAUAUAUUCCAACAAUAUAAAUGCUAAGAUGAUCAAGAACACAGUCACCAAAUAAGCUGAGGCCUAUACCUAGGCUAAGAAAGAUUUGCAGUUUGACAACUCUAAGAAUCUCUUGGACUUCGUUUACUACUUAAAUAUCAUGAAUCUUGACAAGAAAAAGGAGAACAACAAACUUAUCAUUGGAGUCGAUAACCCAAGAGUCACUCUUCAAGAAGUCGGCAAAGGUUACAAUUUCGCUCCAAGCGCAUUGGUGUGA